AUGAUAAAAAUUGUGAAGAGGCAAAUAUAUUAUUCCUGUGAAAAAAAAAAAUACUAUACAAACAGAUUAUAUAAAAAAGUGUGUAGCAAUUGUUUAAGUUUAAAUAUAAAUAACAUAAAUAGAUGUGUAUAUUGCGAUAGUACAUUAAAUGAUAAUGAUAUUAGAUUAAUAAAAAAUAAUAUUUUUACAGAUAUCAUAAAUGUAAGAAAGGAAUGGAAAUAUUUGGAUGGAAAAGGCGUUAAAAAUUAUUUUUAUACACCUUUAUUAAAUAAUGUAGAAAUUGAUGAUAAAUAUGUUCAUCUUAAAAAUGGGUUAAUAAACAACUGCGAUAAAUUAUAUAUUUAUUACAAUUGUUAUGACUAUAUUAUAUUAAAUAACCCAUAUAGCAACUCAUGCAUUAACCUUAUUAUUUUAUUUAAGGGAAUUAUGUAUGAUGUUAAAAAUUUAAAAAGAAAAAACAUAAAUUGCUUGUUGCAUAUGUAUAAUUAUGUUUAUUUUAUAAUAGAUGUGUUCCUAUAUUUUCUUGUAAUUAGCAAAGGAAAAUAUGUUCAUUAUAAAUAUAUGUACAGCAAGUCAGCAUGUGUUGAUACAGAUUAUAAUGAAGAAGUUGUAGAAAUUUUGUUUGAAUUGAAUAAAAUUAUUAAGCAGAAGAAAAAGAAUAUAAUUACACGUAGUGUUAAUAAUGAAAAAAAACAAUUAGAAAAUGUAAAUGAAAAAAAUAUUAUAGAAAGAUUAAAUGAAAAUUAUGAGAAUAUAUAUAAAGAUUUAAUGAGAAAUACCGACAACAAAUCUGUAUUAAAUAAAUUUUUCAAAAAGUUAGAAGAUGUAAAUAUUAAAAAUAAAAUAAAAGUUCUGAAAAAAUAUUUUUAUGUUGGUUGUUAUUAUCCUUCUCCUAUAAAUCAUUUCUCUCUUCAAGUAUUAUUUCCUCCAUUUUCGAAUUAUAAUUUUUUUGCCUUUCCUUUUUAUUUUCCCAUACAAAAAAUUUUGCAUGAUUUGUAUGUAUAUGGUCAUGUCAAAAAUUAUAACCAUUCAGAAAUAAUUAGGAACAUUUACGACAACAAGUUGAUUAAGGAUAUAAAGGAAAGUGACUCUUGUUGCAAAAGAAUCCUUCAAUUUUGA
Messenger RNA from Plasmodium malariae, 1119 nucleotides. Its product is annotated as conserved Plasmodium protein, unknown function. Bases 1 to 1119 code for a protein of 372 amino acids. Lineage: Eukaryota; Apicomplexa; Aconoidasida; Haemosporida; Plasmodiidae. The record is from RefSeq and is a predicted model, not a curated record. The transcript has a single exon.